AUGGAUAUCGUGUUGGAAGUCUUCGAUACGUUUGUGUUCGACUAUUUGUACGCCUGUGCGCUGCCUCUUUCAGCGCCGUCUAGCGAUAUAAUCUCCAAUGUCUUCAAGGGCGUCAACUCAACUACCGCCUCCACUAUCGCCCAAGUCAACGGGAUAGGCAAUGGAUUCAUCUACACUCCUGCGACAAAAUAUUUCUCUCUAGAGCCGUUCCAAUAUGCCUACCAGUCGUCUCUGCCCCGAGACAAUGGCUUCCGUCAAGUUUUCAGCCUUUUUAUGAUUACAUGGUGCGUUUUUCAGGUAUACCUAGCUUGGUCUUUGGCUUAG
Nannizzia gypsea CBS 118893 is the source of this 324-nucleotide messenger RNA. Its product is annotated as C-5 sterol desaturase. NCBI's taxonomy places the organism in Eukaryota, Fungi, Ascomycota, Eurotiomycetes, Onygenales, Arthrodermataceae. The record is from RefSeq and is a predicted model, not a curated record. Bases 1 to 324 code for a protein of 107 amino acids. The transcript has 2 exons.